CUUUCAAACGAAUGGAAACAAGUGGAUAAAUUCUUCAGUAUUAAAUCCUUCGCGAUUAGUGCUGUUAUGAAUUUCUUGGUGCUUUCUCAUGUUCUUUUUGUGAACAAAAAUGAAGAUCAACACCGAGAUGUUGUGUUUGUGAGUGUGGUUGGAUUGGUUACCGCUACUGUUUAUUCUCUCAUGCUCCUAACCCACCGUGUGGUAAUGAAAAAGAGCCAUUUUGGCCGCGAGUUGAUGUGUCUUAUCUUACUUUUCUUUCUUGGCGGUUCACUGGCGGUAUUGGGUGGUAUCUUUGCUGACUAUCAAGGCACUGGGCUCAUCAUAAAUGGGUUAGGGACUUCUGUUGUUGUUGUCCUGAAUGCACUCACUGUGAUUCCUAUUCUGACUGGUAAGGGAUUCCCUGACGAUGAUACCCUGGCAUAUACAGUGUCUAUGUCCAUGCUGAACACCUUCGAUUCCAUGUUUUUUGUGAUGUAUGCCCAUUUUCUUGGAUCCUUUGGCUCAUUUCUAUCGGUGGUCAGUCUUCUGAAUGCUUUGGGUGGGGUGGUGCUGUUUCUCCUGUUGACUGUGUCUGCACUGCGGAAGGGGCUACGGAAGGUCAAGAACUGGUGUCAGUCAUGCGCCGCAAGCUGCGGCGGCUUCUUUCGGCUCAUCAGUUUCAUUAUCAGCUUUGGUCGCCACGGCAGGAACGACUGAAUGGAUCGAGAGAGUUUCGGAGAACUGCUUUGCCGGCGAAAACCAAAACUGUCCCUUGAAACAAAGUUUUGUAAUGAUAUGGCCACCUGACGAUCAGCUAUGUCGCCGGUGUGCACUGUUUGCAGUUUGCCCCGAAGUUUUGUAGUGAUCUGGCCACGUGACGAUCAGGAUAUGUCGCCAGUGUGCACUGUUUGCAGUUUUAUUCGUACCCUUUAUUUCUCACUUUGUAGGAGAUAUAUACUACAGUAUAAGUUAACAGCGCAACGGCAGAACCAUAUAUGGGUCAUCCGAUUCAAUGUUAUAUG
Messenger RNA from Triticum dicoccoides, 1001 nucleotides. RefSeq lists its product as uncharacterized. NCBI's taxonomy places the organism in Eukaryota, Viridiplantae, Streptophyta, Magnoliopsida, Poales, Poaceae. Bases 67 to 696 code for a protein of 209 amino acids. The record is from RefSeq and is a predicted model, not a curated record. The transcript is spliced from 4 exons.